AUGGCGGGCGGUGGGGAUGAGCAUGGCGCGCAUUCAUCUGCUCAGGAUGAUGCCAAGGAUUCCGAGUCCGACGGUGAUGCCGCUGAGGAGAUUUUGGAAGAAUCUCCUUGCAAGCGAUGGUCGAAGAGGCGAGAACAGGUCAAGCAGAGGGAUGUGCCCGGAAUUGAUGUCGCUUAUUUGGCUAUGGAUAACGAAACAGGAAAUGAAGUAGUCUGGAACGAGGUUCAGUUCUCUGAACGCAAAAAUUUCAGAGCUCAAGAGGAGAAAAUCAACGCGGUUUUUGACAACCUUACUCAGUUAGUCCACACGAAUCUAGUGAAAUUCCAUAAAUAUUGGACUGAUGCGAAGUCGGAGAAGCCUAGGAUUAUAUUUAUUACGGAGUAUAUGUCGUCGGGAUCAAUGUCUUUAUUUUUGCAACGUACCAGAAAAUCUGGAUCUCCUUUAAGCAUCAAGGCAUGGAAAAAGUGGACUACACAGAUAUUAUCGGCGCUCAACUAUUUACAUUCUUGUUCGCCUCCAAUCACACACGGGAACCUCACAUGUAACACUGUGUUCAUUCAACAGAAUGGGCUCAUCAAAAUAGGAUGCGUUGCUCCCGAUGCUAUCAAUCAUCAUGUCAAAACGUGCAGGGAUAACCUGAAGAAUUUACAUUACAUUGCUCCUGAAUAUGAAUAUUGCACUGAAGUGACACCGGCUGCUGAUAUUUAUUCAUUUGGAGUAUGCGCUCUCGAGAUAGCAGUAACGGGUGGUUUAGCUGGUUGUCAGAACGGAACAGCAGAAGGAGCUAUUAAUCCAGAAUGUUUGGAGAAGGCAUUGCGUUCUUUGGAAGAUGAAAACCAGCGAGAUUUUAUUCGACUUUGUCUACAAAAGGACCCAUUGAAGAGGCCAACGGCACGAGAGUUGCUCUUCCACCCAAUUUUGUUCGAAGUUCAUUCUCUGAAACUGUUGGCGGCACAUAAAAUUGUGGACUCCAAGUUGUUUGAUGAUCUUCCUGAAGAUGCUUUCCGAGUGCAAGACGUAGAGAAGGUUGCUGCAGUGGCGAAAAGGGAGGCCGGUGUUCGAGAAAUGGCUUAUUGUCAGGUUCCUGCGUUUCAGCAUGACCUUGAAAAGAUUGUGGAGGAUGUCCGGAAUGGAGUUUAUCCAUUGACAGCUUUUGCUCCUUUGGCUCAUCAACCUUUGAAAACAAACUUGUCUGUGCAGCCUUCUUCACGAGUAUCAGCAGCAGCUUCCGCCUUAGAAAGUCAUGAACCGUCAACCUCUUGUCUUACAACUCCUCAACCACGAGCUGAGACUACAGAUCCAGUAGUCACUUCAACUCCAGCUCUAGAUGAAACUGUUCAACACCGAGAAACAAGGAAGAUCCGUCAAAUGCGUGUCACGACUCAACGAAACGAGUUGACUAUAUGGUUGCAACUGGAAGACAUGAUGAAUCGGCAACUUACUACUGAGUUUUCUCAUGAUGAAGACCCAAACAUGCUCACUCACGAUCUUGUCAUGCAUGGAUUCAUCUGCGAGGCUGAUGCAGAACGAUUAGGAGUGGUUCUUGCAACAUCGUUGAAGGCUUCCGCUGAUUUGGCGCAGUCUACUGGCGACGACGUCACAACAGGUUCUUCGAUGUAUGCCGUGACGGAAGAUGCGCAUCGUACGGUCGCAGCGCAAGCAGGUGUUGCUGGCUCUGCACCGUGUCGCGUUGAUCCGUUGAACACUCGAGAGGCGGUACUGUCUAAGCUGACGUUUGCGGAGUCCCGGGUAGCCCCUUCAUCGCCGACCGUGUAG
Molecule: messenger RNA, 1776 nt
Organism: Necator americanus (New World hookworm)
Lineage: Eukaryota; Metazoa; Nematoda; Chromadorea; Rhabditida; Ancylostomatidae
Exons: 15
Coding region: 1-1776 (591 amino acids)
Biological process (GO): intracellular signal transduction; protein phosphorylation
Cellular component (GO): cytoplasm; endomembrane system
Molecular function (GO): ATP binding; protein serine/threonine kinase activity
Source: RefSeq, a predicted model, not a curated record